AUGGCAACAAGAGGGCCUGAAAUUAUAUUAACCCCUGAAGAAAGAAACGUUUUUGGCCAGCUGUUUAAAGCGGCCGACGAAAAAGGUGAAGGGCUUGUUACUGGAAAUAGGGCAGUCAGCUUUUUUGGAAAGUCAGGUUUACCGUCAACGACUCUUGCACAGGCACAUUCGGAAAAUAAAGGAUUCUUAACACCACAGACUUUCAGCAUCGCCAUUAAGCUUAUAGCACAAGCACAGAACGGACAAGCCCCGGACCGUUCAUUAAUUAAUAAGGAAUCACCAUUACCGCACUUUCAGGAUAUUACUCUUGGACCUUUCAAUAAAGGAACUGCAAACAAUCAUAAUAAUACUUUUAUUACGAACGAAGACCGGGACAAAUAUAAACGACUGUUUUUUUCGUUAGAUCCUAGAAGUGGGCUAAUUGAAACUUCAGGUGAAAAAGCAAAAGCAAUAUGGGUUAGAUCUAAACUUUCGGCUGAAAAACUUGGACAGAUUUGGUAUUUGGCAGAUACAAAAAACAGGGGACAUUUGGACCUGACAGAAUUUAUUAUUGCAAUGUAUUUUGUGCAUAAUUCUAUGAACAAUAAUAUUCAAACUCUGCCGCAAACUUUGCCACCAGGAUUAUACGAGGAAGCAACGGUAGCGGCAGGAGGAGGAUCGUCCAACGACUUAGAUCUACCCACAUCUCCAGCAUUUUCUCCACGCACUAUUGCCACUACUACUAGUCCAUCUCCAUAUUCAACAGGCAGUCCCAGAUUCAAACCGCAGCAGCAACAAACAUCAUUAUUGAUUUCGCGAGAGUCUUCUGAAACAGCUUCUUCAUUCUUUGAUGGAGGCAUCGCUAAUGCGUCGGAAGACGCUUGGGAUAUUAGCCCACAGGAUAAAGCCAAUUUUGACGCUCAUUUCUCAAAGCUCGAUGGAUCUAACAGAGGAUUUAUCACUGGCAAGGAUCUUGCUAAUAUUACAAAAUCUGGCCGAUUGACUCGAGAUGAAUUUGCAGUAGCAAUGCAUUUGAUACACAAGAAGAGAGCAGGCGGCGUGUUGCCCGUGACAUUACCACCGAGUCUUAUACCACCCUCAAUAAGGCCGACAUUAACGAACGCCUUUUCAAAUUUACAAAGAACCGAUAGCACUCGUCCACUUACUUCGACGACCAAUUCGAGUGAUCCUUUCUUUGAUCUGCAAUAUCCAACAUCUACGACAAAUAACAGCACAGUCCUUCAAGCAUCGCCAGAGGUUGAUCUCCUUUCGAUAGGCCAAGAUAUUAAAACGGAAAUAGCGCUUGAAACGGGUGAAAUUCGAAAUCUCGAAUCUCAAAUUACGCAGUUAAAUAAUGCUUCGACUGGACUUAAAGCGAGACGAAAUGAUUUGGAAUCAAACCUUACCUCAUUGACUGCCAAGAAACAUGAUAUUAAAUUGCGUCUUACACAGUUAAAGUCAAUAUAUGAUGCGGAAGUUAAAAUCGUGCAAGAAAUCGAGGCUAACUAUCGGAAAGAGCAUGAAGCUACUGAACAGGUGAGAGCUGAGCUUGCCUUGGCCGAGCGUAGUCUUGCAACCAUGCAACUAGAAAAAGAUCAACUUCAAUCCGGAAUUUUGAAGGAUCGUGAGGAAACAGUGAGCCUCAAGAAGCAGGUCAGAUUGACUGAAGAAGAGACACUAACAAUUAAGGCGCAAAUUGAGAAACUGAAGAAAGAUUCACGACAACAAAAAGGAUUGUUAGCGAUCAAUAGAAAACAAUUAGCCAGCGUUAAGGUUGAACAAGAGAAGUCAACGACAACAUUGCAAAAACUUCAAGAUGAGGUGGCAAAUCAACAACAAGUAGCUUCAGAUCCUUUUGCGAAUCUUCAAUCCACUAGUCGAGGAAUUUCUGAGGAACUUAGGGAAAGUGGCAGUCAACCAACUUCUCAGGUUCAUGGUCAAAUGUCAUCGAUAUCCUCAAUUUCUGAUCUUGGAAUAAAAAGAACAAUAUCAAAUGCUUCACUUGACUCGAUCUCAACUCAAAGUGUUUCAAGCUCAAGAUCGGUUAAUUUAGCGCAAACAAAUUACGAAGGGGCGACGAGCAUCGAUAAACCUGCUUCAGUGGCAACAUCUAAAUCCUCUGAGUUUGAAAGUAUUUUCGGGGAACAACCUGAGAAUAGUAAUGCGUCAGAAAUAUCCACGAAAUCAAAUCCAUUUGCUAAAACAUUUGAUAAUGUAAAUCUUGUUAGUAAUGGUGACAAUCAGAUAACAUCCCAAAUAUCACCUUCACCCGUUCAAGCGAAUUUGGCUCAACACGAAGAAAAGAAAUUAGAUCCUUUCGGUGGCUUGAAUGGAGAAGAGGAUUUGGCUGUCCCUGCACAACAAACUAAUAUUGAUACAGAAAAGCAAGAGGAUUCUUUGCCUGGUAAUGAUCCUUUUGAUAGCUUUAAAUCAAUCGCGGGGAAUAAUAAAUUGGAUGCUGCAUUUGCUUUUGGGGCACCUCCUCCAGAAACCUUGACUCCAGAUACAUUUGCAGCGGAAUUUCCUACUCUUGAAGAACUUGAGAAAUCUCUGGCCGGAGACGUUUCUUUGGGUUUUGAAGACAAUUUUACAACCGGCUUUAGCGAAAAAUCUAAACCUAUUUCAGAAGACAAGAAACUCAAAGAUACUGUAGAUAACGAUAUCAGCUCUAAAACUGGAGAUGAAAAACCUUUGAAUUCAAACCAAGGUUUACCGGGCAUCGAUUUUGAAAAGUUGGAAAAAUUUGAUAAAACUGAAAAGGAGGAAAAUCCUGAAAGUAAAGACAUUUUAUCUUUUGAGAAAAUUGGCGCCAACGAAUCAGAAGAAUUCAAAAUUAGUUCGUUCAAUAGUUCGGCCAAACCAAUAACUAAUGAUUUGGCAACAGCUUUGAAUACGGACAAAGAUUCAUUCCACGAUUUAUUCGCUUCUGAAGGCACAACCGAUCCUUUCACUGUACAGCCAAUCUCAGCAACAUCUAAUAUCGGUUCAUUAGACCUUCUAAAUAAAGAUGAUGAUACAUUUCAAAAUAUAGUUAAAACAAAAGACCAGACUGAUAAUACACAGACAACUGCAACGGGUUCCAAUGCCCCUAUUGCUUCGAUAGACGAUUUCGAUGCUGCGUUUGCCGAUUUAUCGGAGGCCAAGGUUAAUACAUCUGUUGCUUCAAUAGACAAAUUUGAUGACGCAUUUGAUUCCGCAUUUGCCGGUUUAUCGGAAGCCAAAGUGGUUAAUGCACCCAUAGAUUUCGAUGCAACAACAUUCGAUGAGAAUUUUGAUGAAGAUUUUAAUCCCACAUUUGACACACCAGCAAUCACACAUGUGAAAACUACAAACAAUUCGAUUGGUUCGCAGAAAAAUUCUACGAAUUUUAAUAGUUCUAUUGAUCUUAAUAAGGCAUUUGAUGAUUCAUUUGGUGACUUUGAUCCAUUUGCAGCAAAUAAUACUACAACUUCGACCACACUUAAUACAUCAAAACCAAAUUUGGACGCUGCAUUCGGUGGAAGUUUCGGAUCAACGACAACAAAAUCAGAAACGAAAAAUGAAUUUGGCUUUGAGGAUACAUUCACGGGACUGUCUAAAUCUUCGCUACCUCCACCGGUUCCUCCCAAAGGAAAUGACCCCUCUUUGUUAGAUAGUGGUGGCGGCUCAACUGAGGUUUCUCACUCGAUUCUAGAUUCACCAUUGUCUUCUCUUCCUUCAGCAGCAAUACCACCACCAGUACUAAGAUCAAGAGAACCAAAUGACGAUAAUGAUAGUGAACAGAGAGCUCAGACUGUAUUAGAACGAGAGGUCGAUGCCGAUCUAACCAAAAAAAUAAUAACAUCAUCUAAUCUUUGA
Molecule: messenger RNA, 3816 nt
Organism: Ambispora gerdemannii
Lineage: Eukaryota; Fungi; Glomeromycota; Glomeromycetes; Archaeosporales; Ambisporaceae
Source: the annotation of a GenBank genome assembly